Plectropomus leopardus (leopard coralgrouper) is the source of this 2135-nucleotide messenger RNA. The record is from RefSeq and is a predicted model, not a curated record. Lineage: Eukaryota; Metazoa; Chordata; Actinopteri; Perciformes; Serranidae.
UCAGCGGGCCUUUUGUGUUUGUGUCUGCAGCCGCCGCUGCUCGCCGAAGGAGCUGGAAACCGCAAGUUCAAGUGCAGCGAGUGUGGAAAAGCCUUCAAGUACAAACAUCACCUGAAGGAGCAUUUGCGCAUCCACAGCGGUGAGAAGCCGUACGAGUGCUCAAACUGUAAGAAGCGGUUCUCCCACUCCGGCUCCUACAGCUCCCACAUCAGCAGCAAGAAAUGCAUUGGCCUAAUCGCCGUCAAUGGGCGGGUACGCAACGGAAACAAGCCUGGCUCCUCCCCAAACUCCACAACCUCAUCGCCUGGAAGCCCCGCCCUCGCACAGCUCCGCCACAAACUGGAAAACGGGCGAUCGCUUGGCGCUCCGGACCAGCAGCUUGAUAUCAAGGUAGAGCCAAUGGACUUCAAUGAGUAUCGGCUGCUGAUGGCCUCUCAGCAUGGGUUCGGGGCACCGGGAGUCUACCUGAAUGGCCACAGCGGCAGCCCCUUGGGUAUCCACGGCUCCUCCCAGAGCCCCCUCCAACACGUGGGAAGCAUGGGUCUGGACCUCCCCCUGCUGGGCUACUCAGGUUCUCUAGGGAACAACCUGAGCGAGGUGCAGAGGGUGCUUCAGAUUGUGGAUAACACUGUUUGCAGGCAGAAGAUGGAUGGGAACCCAGAGGAGAUCUCCAAGCUCAGGGCCUACAUGAAGGAGCUGGGGGCACAGAUGGAGGAGCAGAGGCUGGCCCAGGCCGGCUUCCAGGUGGUGGGACAUGGCAGCCCCACGAAGAGCAUCAUUGACUACACUCUGGAGAAGGUCAACGAGGCCAAGAGUCUGAUCGAAGACUCCAAGAGGGAGGCUGAUGUCAAGAAGGAGAAGCCGAACCAGUCAGCUGAUCUCAGAGGUGAGGAGAAAUGCCACGAUGGCCAGAACCAGUUCCUGCCGUUCUCCUGCCAGUUCUGCAAGGAGACCUUCCCCGGACCCAUCCCGCUGCAUCAACACGAGCGCUACCUGUGUAAAAUGAACGAGGAGAUCAAAGCAGUCCUACAGCCGACCGAGUGCAGUCCUGCUGGCCGCCGGGGGGCGGUACCCCCUGAGCCAUCCAGCACCGAGCGGGCCACCAGCCCCAUCAACCCCUUCAAGGACCAUGUGUCAGUGCUCAAGGCCUACUUUGCCAUGAACACUGAGCCCAACUCAGAGGAGCUGCUAAAGAUCUCCACUGCUGUUGGUCUCCCUCAGGAGUUCGUCAAGGAGUGGUUUGCCCAGUGGAAGAGCCAGAACCACAACGGAGGCGGUCUGGGCAAAAAGUCACCCUCUCAUGACAUCAAUCACAGCUUUAGCCGGUCACCGAUGGCACUUCUUGCGGCAGAUUUACAUGGAGGCUUCACUAACGGUGACACCUCCCACAGACUUACAAAGGCCAACAAGUUUACAGCCAACAGGCAGACCACAGGGGACAAACCACUAGAUCCCUCGGACCACUUGAGGAGUAACACUCCAUCACCCCUCAACCUCUCCUCCACCUCCUCCAAAAACUCUCAGAGCAGCUCUUACACUCCGAACAGCCUGGCCUCUGAGGACAUCCCCGGGGACAUACCACUGGACCUGUCGCUGCCCAAACAUGUGGCGCUGAAGCUCCUAUCUGCUGGAGACAAGCGUCCCAGACCCAACGGCUUAAUCAUCGAGUGCAAUGGCGAGGGCCUUGGACGAGACCAGGUGUCCAGGCCCUUGGGCCUGGUCAACAUCAAGAAGGAGGUCCUGGGCUCUGAUGGAGGGGGGAACUCUAUUCACCAACUGGAGAAAAGCAGCAGUCCCCUCUUUGGGAUCAACCCCUUCGCCGGCAGUCCUGUCUACACCUCGCUGCCGCCUCACGGAGCCUUUCCUCCGCCCACCUUCAUGUCUCCUGCCCAGGCCAACAUCCCGGGCCUCAGGCCCUACCCAGGCCUCGACCCCAUGAGCUUCCUGCCCCACAUGGCCUACACCUACGCCACCGGGGCUGCCACAUUUGCUGAACUGCAGCAGAGGAGGAAGUUCCAACGGAAACCAGGUUUCCAGGUAAGAGCUAGUUCAAAGGAUGUAGGAUGUAAGGAUGUUCUUCUUUUGUGGUUCUUGGAGGACCGGGCUGGUGUGAUGAUAAAGCUGGUGUUCACCUG